This is a messenger RNA of Ooceraea biroi (clonal raider ant), 738 nucleotides long. It is a transcript of the gene LSm3, whose product is annotated as U6 snRNA-associated Sm-like protein LSm3. Gene Ontology annotation, molecular function: RNA binding. Gene Ontology annotation, biological process: mRNA splicing, via spliceosome. Lineage: Eukaryota; Metazoa; Arthropoda; Insecta; Hymenoptera; Formicidae. The record is from RefSeq and is a predicted model, not a curated record.
UCGAUGAUUGUCGGUGAUGGUUACCGGUGACCUAACCUAUGCUGCAAUUGCGUGACAUUGGAUUUCACGCGUAGAUUCUCGACUGCGAUUGACAUUGACAUAAAAUCACCCACGGUUGUUGCGAAAAUACGUAAGCUUGCAAUGGCUGAGGAGGCGGAACAGUUACCACCGAUAGACGUGAAGGAGCCGCUGGACCUCAUAAAACUGAGCUUGGAGGAGCGAAUUUACGUGAAAAUGAGGAACGAUCGGGAACUACGAGGGAAAUUAUACGCUUAUGAUCAGCACUUGAAUAUGGUGCUGGGUGAAGUGGAAGAGAUCGUGACUGUGGUGGAGACCGAUGAGGAAACGUUCGAGGAGGUCUAUCGCCAGAAGAAGAGAAACAUUCCCAUGCUGUUUGUACGCGGUGACGGUGUGAUCCUGGUGUCUUCACCCACGUAAGAUCUACGUUUGUGAGACCGUGAGACGAACCAUUCGUGCAGUGUGUGUCCUGACAUUACAAACACUUGAUGACAUAGUUAACAUGGAAUUUUGCAUUGUUGGUGUUUGAAGGAUUUACAGUACAUUUGUGAAAUUAAAUGAAAAAGAUCAAGGGAAAUUUAGCAGUUGAUGACAGUCGAAGCUGUUUAAAACAAUAAUGAUAAAUAAUGAAUUGCACAUGUUGUAAGAUUAUAUAUAUUCAUAUCGCAAGAUAAAUUCUGUAAGCGAUGCAAAUAGGUGAUAAUAAAAAGUGUAUUCUUA